Molecule: messenger RNA, 8099 nt
Organism: Aplysia californica (California sea hare)
Lineage: Eukaryota; Metazoa; Mollusca; Gastropoda; Aplysiida; Aplysiidae
Product: cyclic AMP-responsive element-binding protein 3-like protein 1
Biological process (GO): regulation of transcription by RNA polymerase II
Molecular function (GO): cAMP response element binding; DNA-binding transcription factor activity, RNA polymerase II-specific
Source: RefSeq, a predicted model, not a curated record
GGAAAAGUAGAGCAACAGCUAGAUUCUAGCUUGAGAGUUUCAGUAAGCGGAAGAGGCAAGGCCUGAACCGACCUUUUGUGUAUCUCGUGUUCUGCGGCUGACGGCUAUCCCUUGAGGUUUUUUGGUUUUCUGUACCAGACCUCAGGGACACAACGACCAUGGACUUUCUCUACGGACACGAUAGAAAACUUGGUUACCUUGAAGAUGAAACAGAUAUGGUGGAUUUUUUAGACUCUAGUGACAUUUUCCACACCCCAUUGACCAGCGGCUUCCCGACCCCCGAAGAAGAGAGCUAUGAGACGGAUUGGCUGAACUCGUUCCUGGACGACCCGGUACUCAACGACCGUAUGAUGACCGACGCCAUGCAGCCCCCGUGCAUCAAGAGUGAGCACAGCUACAGCAUCUCGGACAACGGCGCCCCGGGCUCUCCUCUAGGACUGACCACACAGGAAGAUAUGGACUCGGACUUAUUCACCAACACCUCGGCACUGGACCUGACCAUGAAAUCGGUGGCCACCUCCCCGGACUUGAAGUGUGAGGUGACGAACCCAGAGGCCUUCCUCGCCACGCCCGUGAGCUCUACCGCCUCGAUCACCACCACCCCGAUCAUCUCCCCCCGCCAGCCGACCAUCAUCGUGACCACCACAACGGCAACAGCAGCAGCAGCAACAUCGCAAGCGACGACGGCGCUGUUCCAAGGCGAGACCAUCUCCUUCCCUACCGUUCAGAUCAAGCAGGAGCCGGCCGACUGCCUCGAUCAAACGCAUGAACAAACUGUGAACCUGGAGUCCAUCAUGUUCCCCCUGACCCCGCCCGGCAGCUCGGGGAGCGACAGUGACGGCAGCCAGAGCCCCCAGCGGUCAGCCCCCGGCAGUCCAAUACGCGCCAGCUCCAUACGUAUCGCCUCCCCGACCUCUGUCGCCUCCCCAUCCUCGUCGGCGCUGGGCUCAGGAAAGCCUUACACACAACCCCUUUUUGUCAACCCGGUGGUAGUCUUCUGCUUUGCCGUCUUCAUGGGGAGCAUGUCUCCUUCCACGCUUAACAUCGGCUACGCCAGCUCGCCGCCCCGGCUCUCCUUUGUCCAGCAGCCUAGCCAGGUCAACCACGGACACCACGGCGACCAUCAUCCUCACCCUCAUCCUCACCACCACCACCACCACCACCACGAACAUGACAAUCACCACGAGCCAGGGGUGAUGAUGGGUCCGCACCUCAUGCCCAGGGGCUACGGGGACUGAAAUCUCGAGUACUGAUGUCUGUGGACGGGGAGGACUAUUGUGACGACUUCCGCUCCAUGCCAUGGCAAGGCGCCAUGUCCUGCCCAAUGCCUGACACCACUGAGAAGAAAGUAUUGGAGAGAAGUGUCCCAGGCAUUGACCUGCUGGGUGCGGGCGAGAUCACGAUGGAAGUUGGCAAGACGACACCUGACACAACCGUGGUCAUGGUGGUGACUGCGGGAAACGGAGGGAGCGGAGGGAUGGAGAACACCAGCGACAGCGACGGGGCCUUCCACCAGCACACGACAUCUGUGAUGCCCGACGUCACCGUCUCGGCCAAAGAGAUGCUCGCCAGCCCCACUUUGAGACACAACAUGUCUGCCGAUGCAGAGACGGUAGCUUGAGAACACAGGCCGUCUCGACUUGCCUGCCGCAGGAGGUUGCAGAACUUUAUAGUGUUGCUAACGGUUAGCGCCUCUUGACUGAUAUGAGUCAUAGUUACUAACAGUUAUUUGCUCGAGACCGAUAUUAAAUUGACGAUUCUUACUUGCAGGUUAUCUAAUUCUACCAAGGCUAAACCUGAGAAAAUUGUUUUGAGGAAAGGGAGCUGACAUUUAAAGUAGGGGAGGGUAAAGACGUUCACAGUUUGUUUGAUGGUACUGUUGUUGCUCUUUGUUGAAAGAACAGAUUUGAGCACUUCCAUUUUGAGCAUUUUUUCACUUUUGUGACUGUGAAAUUCUUUGAAAUUCAAUCUCAGGGUAUUGCAUGUUUACAUGCUGCUCUGACCAUGUGUUAUUGAUGGUGACCAAAUUUUUCUGAGUCUGUGAACUGUACAAAAUAAGUGCACGUUCAGUCAUGAACUGCUACGGUAAAAGCAUACAGUAGAUGUAUGGGGCCAAUAUUAAGGUGGCUAUGUAAAUGGCUUUUUUGAAUUCCCGUAAUUACUUUUGUUUGCCUGUAGGGCAGUGACCUUUUGUGCAACAUUCAAUUGAAAUAUUGAAUAACCUUCUUUUAUUGACAACGUCGUUUUUAAAGUACAAGUUGCUUCCUUGUACAAAUAACGUUUUUUUAAGUUCUAAAAUCUUCAUCCAGUCAUGACUGUUUUAUCCUUUUUUUAUUUUUAUUUUUAAAGUUUAUUGCAGUUAAGUUUAAAAAAAACUAGAAGCUUUUGUCGUUUUCAGGUUUUGCAGACUUUUUUUUAACAUCAUUGAAAAACUAUCUCUAUUGACUGUUACUGGGAUGUUACAUCACUAACUCUACAGCCUUAUUUAAAAACAAAACAUUUUUUAACAAAGGCAGAAAUGUUUUUCAAAGGAAGAUGUUAGCCUUAUCGUACAUUUUCCCCCCCCUUUCUUUCUUUCUUUUGUAAAUUCAAAAGUGAUCUGAAUUUUGUGAUGAGGUACAUCUCUGAAUUACUUCCGUCACUUGAUUUGUAAGCAGUGUCUCUGAUCUUCUAUUCGGCUUGAGGAAGGUUUAGACAUAGCUCUUUUCUUCUGCAGAAGUAGGUUCCGCAGUGUUUUGAGUCUAUUAGCACAAUGGACAAGUUAAAUAAGAGCGCUUUAGGGGCUAGGUAGAGCAUAUUAAUAAAUGGUAAUGCUAUCCAAAUGAGGCACUUGUUGUUGGGUGUCCUCUGUGUUGUUGACUGAUGAGGUUCAAGCAAUAGAGUGAAUGUUAGUACAUAGAGGGGUGUGUAUGAGAAUGAGUGAAUUGAGGAGAGUCUCUGCACAGACAAAGAGGGAAGAAAGAGACUGAGAAAGAAUGGUUGGAAGUGAGAAGGUAGGAAUGAACAGUGCAAAUGGGAGGGAGAAAGUAGAGUGCAGGGAGAAUCAAAGUAUGCCGUUCAUUACUACAGAGUGAGAAAAGAUAACUGCCAUAAAUUUUGUUUUCGUUUUAUGAGCUUCAUGAUAAACCAUUGUCACUGGUCAGUCAUUUCAUGCUCACAUUGACCAUAGGGUUCAUUUUUGGUUUUUUUUCAUCCCUUUAAAAAAAAAUGGGCAUUAUUUUGAUGGUUUCAGUAAAUAGAAGCACUCAGCAGAAGCCAUAAUACGGCUGGUUUUUGUUAGUUUUUUUAAAAAUGUUUGUCUCUUACUCAGUUGUGUUCAGUUGAAAUGUCCUGUUGUCAGGGUAAAAACAGGAAAUGAUAAAUAUGAAGCUUUUCACAAUCACAUAUCAUUUCAAGUUGCUCAUAAAGGUUCUGUGUGGUUAUUGUAAUAGUGCUUCCAUGUUCGGUGGCCCCGACAGAGAGAUCAAGACAUAAUUGAAGCUGGUUUUUCCAAGAAGGGGAUUUACCUUGUAGGCUAAUGAUGGGUUGUUGUUUUUUCAGUGCAAAGUUGAGUUGCGUCUAACCCUUUCACAAUGGGGAUAGGGUUUUAGAGUGUAGUCGAAAUAUAAAAAUAUCAAGGCCUUUUCAUCUGGCAGUGACAGCGUUAUGUCUUUUCAGUAAGAGUUAUUACAUUUUUUUGCCGUCCACUUUUUAUUUAAAUUAUUUAUGAGUAAUUUCAUGGCUGUUUGUCCUCUUGUUCUUUCAUUUAGACUGGAGAGUAACUUGAUUUGUAUGAGAAGAUUCAUAACUGUCCUGGUUCGUUUUGUGGCUGAUUAGUCCACGAUUCUUUAAUUGAGCUAUGUAGAUGACUGUAUACAUGAUUAUGAUGACUUUGUCUUUUUGUUCUGCUUCUACCUUGUUAUGCUAUAAUGACUUCUCAAUAGAGAGUAGAGAAAUGUGAAGUAAAUAGUGUGCACAAAGAAGUGUACUCUUAAAAAUAGAAAUACAAAUUCCAAAAAUAUUUUGUUGAUCAAGUUUUGGACGCUCCAGUUUUUCAGUUCCUUGUGUGACAAUUAUAAUUCGUUGCCCGUCUCACAAAAGAACACAUACUGCAAGAUUGGGAAAUGAUGCAAGGACCUAGCAAUUAGUGGCACACGCCCAUGACUGUUCUAACUUAUUGUCUGUCCUACCAGCUGUCUGACCAUUUUUGUUUUCACAAACUCAAACAAACAACAGCUUUUACUUUCGUCUGCCCUGUCCUUGUUUGUCAAAUCAGAAAAUGACUACCUUAGUCAUCACAUACAUGUCAGACCGAGUAAAUUGAAUUUUCUAUUUCUUUUGGGGCUUUUUAUAGAUUGCCAGUGGUACAGAAAGGCAUGUUCAAAUUUGUUCCUAGAAUGUCUCCUCGAUGUUUAAGUAAUGGCAUGAUACUUUAGUCCUAAGCCAGGGGGGUUCUGAUUGAUGUACAGUGCAUUUGUUUUUUUCUGCAAGUGGUAAUCAAGUGAGAUACUGGUGAGAAAAUUUUUCGUUAUAGCAUUUUCACAGUCAUUAGGUUCAGCCUAUUUCAUUGUUUCAAGUUGAAGUCAUUUGUCAUUGCUGCAAAUUAUGACCAUGUCAUUCAAUACCAUGUCGUUCAUUACAUCAGAUCAUGAAAAUGUUUUUACUUGUUGUAAAAAACCAAAAAGUUUAUUAUUAUGAUAUAAUAUUAAAUUAAUAACCCUGUUAUGCUAUGUAUGACAAUUGUAAAUGUUGAUGUUUGUGUCAGUGGCAUGCUGUAAUUGUCGUGAAGUAUUGUUCUAGGGGACGAAAAUGUAAUUGGCCUCCUUUUGUUAUACUGUAUUUCCACUGACUGGCCGGCCAAAGUUCCUCUUUUAGACUUUGAAAGUGACACAAGUUUUGUCUCGCAAGAAAAUGCAAUUCUUUUGUCUCAGAGUCUUGAUUGAGCCUGUGUUGGUUCCAAAUUGGAGUGGGAAUCGUUUUUUUGUUUUGCCCUUUUACUGUAAAAGACAUUCACGUUUGCUGUAUUAGAAUUUGCCCCUGUCUGUCACAGGUCUUGUUGUAGUGUAUGUAAAUAGUUCUAUAAGUCUGCUCCUAACCUUCUUCCUCCUCCUCUCAUUGUGGAUAUUACCAUUUAUCUUUGGAACUGGAGGCCAUUGUUUUGCAAUACAGUAAAUACAGAGAUUAUGCAGUUCCCCAAUUCCUUUCCCCACUCCUCUAAUUCCUGUCAACUUUCCCUGUUUGUUCCUUCUGUCUUUAAUAUUUCGAAUUGAAUUUAAAGUGAGGGAACUAUCUACAGAAUUUCGCGGGCACAAAUUAUUCAAUCUUACAUUUUACUGGCGUCUGUGGUAGAGUGUUUAGGCGCUUUGCUGUUGCACGCAGAACGUUUUCAAUUUCCAUUUGGGGAGAAUUUUUAUCGAGUGUCUCAAUCUGUCUUCUGGGAUGUUGUAUCCCUCUCAGUUUGGGUUGGCCCUGAUAGACAGGGUGAAAUCCUGCCUUCAAUCUGAUUUACAUUGUGUCAGUGGAUAAUGUAAAAAAACACCUACGGACGACUGUUUUUAUCACGUCAGUGAUAGUGCUGGUGACCUCAAUCCAGUUUGGAUUUCUUUAGUGUCUUUUCAAACUUGAACGCUUUUGUCUUCCUUUUUUUAAAGUUUGUUUCAGCUGUUCUGUACUUCCACCUCAUGAUGAGCAGGACAAUCUUGUGGAUCGACCACAGAUAAUAAGAAACAUUUAGUGACCAUUGUAUGUAGAAAUAGCAAUGUGCUGGCCUUUACUUCUUUCAGUCUCGUUACUCCUGUAUGUAGUUCCUUAGCAGCUGUAGCUCAUUCUCACAUCUUGAUCGCAUUGUGAGUGCAAUCUUUGAGCCUUAUUUUAUAGAUUCUAUCUACUUUGCCUCCAUCCAUGAUCCCUCUUACUCUUUGUAGUUGUAGCUUUCAGAAUGUUUCCGUUUCAAAGACUUUAUUUUUAGAUGUUUUUCUGAGGUAUGGGAGUCAUUGUGAAGCCAAGUUGCUGGUACAAAGUACAAGAUGGCAGAAGAAUUUACGUAUUCUGUAGAUCUGAAGUUCCUUUUCCCUUGCCCUUCUUGUGUUUUCUUUAAAAUGUCUUUUGUACAUAGACUGGUUUUAACUUGUGCCAGGAGGUCAAAAAUACCUGAGGUGGUUUUAUGUGGGUAAAAGUUCAUUGAUUGAAUUGGGGUGGGUGGGAGGGCUAAUGCCUUUGCUGAAAGUUCUGUGAGUUUUUGCAUGUGAUAUAUCUUAUGGUGAUAUUGUCCUGUUUUCAGUAAUGCUCUCAGGAGGCUCAUUUGCAACGAAUGAUAGUCAUGCAAAAUAUUGUAAAGUGAGGAGUAAAGUUAGUAGUUCCAUUUCACUUAAUUUUCAAAAUUGAUAGUUGAAACACUUGAGCAUAAUUCUCGAAGUUUAUUUGUCAGGCUUUUACUUUCAGUGUUAAGAAAUUUCAACACUAUUUGACAUCAGUACAAAAUACCCAUGAGGGAAACUUCCCAACUACUUUUAGAAGUUUAUUUUAAAACAAUUCUUUGCAAUAGUGGUGUUAUACGUUGAUCAGUCGGAUUAGGCACUGAAAACCCUUUAUCUAUUUAGGAAAAAUAUCUUGGGACCAGUUGCAGUGACUUUGUAGCUGGUAGGAACAGACACUGAAGCUAUUAUUGUUUUAAAAAAAUUAAGUUGCAUAGCCUGAGCUGGCAGGAGUGAUGAUGAUCCUUUUGUCUAUGUGAUAAUGCUAGUCAAUGAGCUCCUCCAAUAUUUAUAUCUCCUCUUCCGUAACCCCCUUCAAGCUCUGUUGCUAAUAAUAUAAUAUGCCUUUCCUUCUUUCCUCUUCUUAUGCUCAUUUCAUGUUAUGUUAUUCUUUACUUUCAAUUUUCCCAUCCCUUGAUUGGAUGGGGUGGAAAAAUUGUAUCCGCAUACAUGUAAACCAUUCCUUAUCUUUCAAAUUUUUUAUAAACCUGGCUCAGGUAAUGUGUUUGCGUGCUUCUUCGAAUGUGUGUGCUUGUGUGUAUGCUAAUGUUGACAUGGUUCUUCUUGCAUGUGUGUGACACAUCUUCCUCUGGUUUACUUCUUACUGCAUGAUGGAAUUUACAUUUUUGAAACAUUUUAUUGAGGGAAAUGGAAAUGAGGGGCAAUACUUCAUUUUAAAAGAAUGGCUUUUGUUUUUAACAUGGAAAUAUAUUUUUGGACUGUUAUGGAUCGAUUAAUUUUUCAGCCAGUCUACAAAAAUUGUUAAUCCGUUGAAAAGUAAUUUGUCGGCAGAUUUUUCUACUUUUUUUUUUAAGCUUAAAAGAAAAUGAGUUUUUGGUUUUAAUCAUUUAAGACUUCUGAGAUUGAAAGAUUCAGUGGCAAUUUCAUUUGUAAUGCAUCUGAAGCUUUUGUAGCUAUUUUGUCCUUGGUUUUUCUGGCUGCUGUGUAAAAUCUCCUUACAGUUUUAAACAACUGUUUAAAGCUUGCUUUUUUUCUGUUAUCUAUUAUGGACUUAUUUCUACUUUUAAUUUUGUAAAUAAGAUUUUUAUGUCUACACACUACACAAUGAAAUGUUGUUCAUGUUAUCGAUGCCUUUACCAUGUUCUUCUAAAUGAUUGCAAUGCACCACACUGUGGUGGUACUCCAUUGUACAGGACUCCACAACUAAUGACGUGGGAUUUUUUUUCCUUGCUUCCUUGUACUGAGUGACAAAGACAACUAUGGAGAGCCCUGCUCAAAUAAAGGAAAAAUGGUUUUAUGUGGGGAAAUUUUUUAAAUUUUAUCUUAAGGAGAUGAUUUCACGAAGUUGGAAUAUAAUGAAUUUUAAGAUUUUGUUAGUGGAGGGGGACAUGAAAGGUUAAAAGAGCAGGGUGAGGGAGGGUGAUGCUGGGAGGAUAUUGUGAGCAUGAUUACUACAAUGUACUGUUAUUUAGGCAGUGCUGGCUCGUCAUUGUGGAGUUCUGACUCAGUGCUACAUGACUUUUUGACCUUGCUGUUUUGGUUGAGGGCUAGACUGGCGGACCUACCCAGGAGGGGGGUCCGACCUAAAAUAAUCCAUCGUUCGGCACUGCCGUGUCUUUGUACAUAGCUGACGUGUAUCAGUAAAGUAAAAAGAAAAAUUCAGCAAAUAAAAAUAUAUCAAACUUC